AUGGCGAUCGGUCAAGCGAGUUCUCACGGGACUGAAAUCCCUUCCUAUGUCUGCUAUGUCGAUCAGGGGCAGGACACCCGCCGGCGAUCCAAUGUCAGGCGCGCCAUCGUGGCAUCGGCUCUUGUUGCCGUCGCUCUUUGCGCUGCGGUCAUGCUCAUGUUCUCCAAGCAACCGGCUCCCGCCCGUCGAUCCCUCCUGGGUAUGACCAAGGCUACUGCUGCUGCCAAGGGCCGCAUGGACAUCGCGCUUGCUGCCAGGCUGAUCAAGGCGGCGCCCUCGGCGUCUUUUGCGCAGCUCUCGACGAUCUUGGACAACUGGAAGAGCAACCAGAUUGUGAACUUCGACCGCUCGAGCCAGACGAGCACGCAGAUGUUGGCGUUCUUGCCUGGGAAUGUGGAGACAGCUCUGGAGGAAUCCGGAAAGCUCUGCGAAAAGAAGGACUUCAUCUUCCAGAAGUUCAACCAGCUUCUCAACAAGCUCAAGGACGAGUCCAUCGUGAGAAAUCAGACCGACCAUGCCGCCUACGUUGCCCAGCAGGAGGCGCUCAAGGCUUGGCUGGAUGGUGAGAGCGCUUACCGUCUUGAGGUAGAGAAGGAGAAGGAGGCCAAGGACGGGGCACAGUUUGCUCGUGCCGAGCUGGAGAAGUGGAAGGCAACUGUGAAGCAGACUGAGGAACGUCUCACUACCAUGACAAAGUCCUACAACGCAGAGAAGGCUGAUAUUGAAUCUGAGAGGGAGCUUCUCAAGGAGAUUCUCCGCAUCCUCGGCGUUCUUGAGGACCAGCCUCUAGAUGAUAGAAGCAAGGAAGCUGGUGGCUACACCGCUCAGAAGCGCGCCCAGGAUGUCGCCAUGAAGCAGCUCCGCUCCAAGAUUGCUCAGCUGAAGCAGCGUGCGACCCUGGGAGGGCCCCUGCACGUCAAGCAGGUCACGAUGCUCCAGCAGAAGCUUGCAAACUUUGCGGAGACCGACGAGGUGAGGAAGCUGCUGGAGGCCAUGCUGGCGGAUCUCGCCACCCGCGAGGAAGUCAUCGACAAGGCGUAUCAGGAGACUCAGACCGAGCUCGAGCAGCACAAGGACAAGGUGGUGGAGUACGAGAAGGAGGUCGUGGACCUGUCCAACGCUGCGGACAAGGCGAAGCAGCGAGCGGACGCCAAGGACCUGCAGCGCCAGGCGCUCAAUGGCAAGAAGAUCAACUCGGACGAGGAGUACAAGAACGAGCACGCGGAGUACGAGAUCGUCGCCACUCCUGCCGAGCGAGCAAUCUACAUCCUCCACAUGAUUAUGGAGAAGAUCGACGCCUUCUGCAAGAACGGAGGAAGUGCCGCAUCCCCGACCGCUUAA
Guillardia theta CCMP2712 is the source of this 1341-nucleotide messenger RNA. RefSeq lists its product as hypothetical. The coding region runs from base 1 to 1341 and encodes 446 amino acids. NCBI's taxonomy places the organism in Eukaryota, Cryptophyceae, Pyrenomonadales, Geminigeraceae. The transcript has 3 exons. The record is from RefSeq and is a predicted model, not a curated record.